AGAAUGCCGCCAUAUUCUGACGUGUUUUGUUCUGAAAGGAAUAACAUAUUACUAUGUCUGGUAACUAAAUGGACAGAUAUAGAGAUUUUAAUCAUAUCUAGUCACAUCCGAUAUAGUGACAAUUAUAACACACUGUUUUUUAGUUUUGUAACUCUGAGAGAUUUAUUUACAUAAAUAUUUAUUAUGACAUUCGAAAUGAAUGGAAAAAGUGAAAAUGUUACACUAACACAGGAUCAAAACGAUACAGUAUCUAAGGAUACAUUACAGAAAGAUUUGCAAAUGAAACGAGAUGAACUUACACGUUUAAAUAGAGAAUUGAUUCAAUGUAGAUUGCAAAGGGACCAGUUCAAAUUAAUGGUAGAACAAAUGCAAGAAAGAGUUUUAUAUCUAAAGAGGCAAAUAAAUGAUACGCGUGAUUCAAAGGGAUGCUAUAAUUUGGAUGAUCAUUUUAAGAUGUUAGAUCUACUAACAGAAACAAGAGAACAAAAUAAAUGUCUUAAACUGCAGGUAGAAACAUUAAGACAAAAAUUGGGGGAUGCAGAAGCUGAUGUUAAAGCACUUCGUACAAAUGGUAAUCAGUCAUAUGUAGAAGAUGUCCAGUAUGCGUCAACAAUUCAUCAGAGGGAAGAAAUGAUAGAGCAAUUGGAAAGAUUAAAUGUUAAGUGUUCCCAAUUACAGACUGAUUUGCAGACAGUUGUAGAUGAGAAACAAGAGCUGCAAACAGAAAGGGAUGUUUUUAAAUGCAAGGCACAUCGUUUAAAUCACGAAUUGUCAAGAGCACUAAGUGCAACUACACAGAUAGAUUUAGAUGCUUUGAUUAGUGAAAAUAGGUAUCUUCAAGAAAGAAUAAGACAAUUACUUGAAGAGAAGGAGCUUGCAAGACAAUCUCUUUCAAAAUAUAAAAGUAUGCUGGAUAGAGAACGAGUUAAAGAAUCUAUGAAAUGGGGUACAAAUGCUGCUAUUGGCAGUAUAAUGACUUCUAAACAAGCAGAGCAGUGGUUGUAUCAAGAUUCAAGCGUAUCGCCUGAAAAAUCUGCAACGGCAAUUAACGACUUACGAUGUUUGUGCAAAGCCUUGAUAGAAGCUUUAAACGACAAAACCUUAGCCUUAGCACAUCAGAAAAAGGCAAACAAAAUAUUAGCACUGAGAAUAUGUGAAUUAGAUAGCGUGACGCAGUCUCCGACCACAACGUUAUUGGAAGGAUAUACAAGCGUCGAUACAAAAGGUGAUCAAGACUUCACCAAAUUGACGCAUAUGUCUGAAAAUAGUGUUGAAAACAUGGUAGAACAUAAUGUUUCGACGAGCAACGACGACAGGGGAGUCAGUACAGUUGCUACGGAAAAUCAAAUCACUCAACAGUUAUAUUCAGUGCAGAUGAACCUUCCAAAGAGUUUAGGACUGUUAGUUCAAAAAGCAAUGAAUAAUUUGAGAGAGAGCGACAGGAAGAAAUCUUAAAGUUAUUCCAAUAUAGAUAUUUAAUUGACAGGGCUCCUGCAUUACUGCUAGUUAUAAUUACAUAAAAUAUACAUAAUAUUAAUAGAUUAUCACUAA
This is a messenger RNA of Megachile rotundata (alfalfa leafcutting bee), 1551 nucleotides long. RefSeq names its product coiled-coil domain-containing protein 149. NCBI's taxonomy places the organism in Eukaryota, Metazoa, Arthropoda, Insecta, Hymenoptera, Megachilidae. The record is from RefSeq and is a predicted model, not a curated record.